Molecule: messenger RNA, 1493 nt
Organism: Lates calcarifer (barramundi perch)
Lineage: Eukaryota; Metazoa; Chordata; Actinopteri; Centropomidae
Product: peroxiredoxin-6
Exons: 5
Coding region: 75-749 (224 amino acids)
Biological process (GO): cell redox homeostasis; cellular oxidant detoxification
Cellular component (GO): mitochondrion; cytosol
Molecular function (GO): peroxiredoxin activity
Source: RefSeq, a predicted model, not a curated record
CUCCUCUUUAUCUCGCGCUCUCUGUCAUCAGAGCAGCUGUUGAACAGACGAACUCCUCCACGGUCACAGUGAAAAUGCCGGGGCUGCUGCUCGGAGAUGUAUUUCCUGAUUUCGAAGCAGAGACUACCACUGGCAAAAUUAAAUUCCACGAAUAUCUCGGUGACUCAUGGGGAAUCUUGUUCUCCCACCCCAAAGACUACACCCCUGUGUGCACCACGGAGCUGGGUCGAGCUGCCAGACUGAGCGAGGAGUUCAGUAAACGCAAAGUCAAAAUGAUCGCCUUGUCCAUCGACUGCCUGGAGGAUCACCACGGCUGGACCAAGGACAUCCUGGCGUACAACUGUGAGGAGUCUGCCUGCUCCUCGCUGCCCUUUCCCAUCAUAGCGGACUAUAAGCGGGAGCUGGCAGUGGCCCUGGGCAUGCUGGACCCAGACGAGAAGGACAAAGAUGGCAUGCCGCUCACUGCCCGCUGUGUGUUUAUCAUUGGCCCCGACAAAAAGCUGAAACUGUCACUGCUCUACCCCGCCACCACAGGACGCAAUUUUGAUGAGAUCCUGCGGGUGGUGGAUUCACUCCAGCUCACGUCAGGGAAAAGAGUGGCCACGCCUGUUGACUGGAAGCCUGGAGACUGUGUGAUGGUUCCUCCGAGCAUGUCUGAGGAGGAGGCUGCCUCUUUGUUUCCAGAUGGCGUCUACACCAAAGACCUGCCGUCCGGAAAGAAGUACCUGCGCUACACACCCUGGCCAUGAGCACAACACUGACCUCAGUCACAGACUCCACCUAAAUCCAGCAGGUCUCAAUGGUCCCCUGGUCUUCAGGGACUUGAGUACUGCUGGACUCUUCACCAGAUAAAUCAGUCCUUGAUAAAGCAGAUGGAAUAAAAACCAACAGCUUAAGAAUUACGGAUUUUAAGAAUGUAGACAAUUUUAUAGCAGGUACAGCUUCAGUAAGGAAAACUGCAUUUUUUGGCCUUCUUUUCUAAAGGGGAAGUUGCUUUUCAAAGGUUCUGGUUGAGAUGAAUCAACAUACAUUUAGACACUUAGAGAAUACAGUAUGACAAAAGAAGUUUGUAUUUUAGAGCAGUGACACUCUGGCAGGAAAGGCAAGAGCAGAACUGGUUAUAAUAUGUGUCUCAUUCUGGACACCCAUGAACCCAUUGUUUCUGGACUGAUGCAAGAGGAAGAGGUUUAUGCUGUCGUUUACACACACAAUGUGGCAAUGACCGCAUCAAACAUAGUUAGCUAUUUCAUUACUAGGCACCACCUUCUUAAUUUUUCCCCUAACAAAAUGAAAUGGUGAAGUAUUUGCAUCGUGUACUAUCAAAUAAGCAAUUGUCAUAAGUCUGCAUUUGUUCAGCCAGGCUGAGCUAAUUCAUUUCAUUCCAGUUCUUAUAUGUCUACUGUACCUUUACUGUAAUGACUGAGUGUAUGAUGUAUGAAUUUCACCUGUGUGGGACAAUAAAAGCAUUAUGGCUGCUGUAUUAUUCCACUAAA